Messenger RNA from Acanthopagrus latus (yellowfin seabream), 3137 nucleotides. It is a transcript of the gene aqp11, whose product is annotated as aquaporin 11. The transcript is spliced from 3 exons. The coding region runs from base 1415 to 2230 and encodes 271 amino acids. Gene Ontology annotation, biological process: transmembrane transport. Gene Ontology annotation, cellular component: cytoplasm; membrane. Gene Ontology annotation, molecular function: channel activity. Lineage: Eukaryota; Metazoa; Chordata; Actinopteri; Spariformes; Sparidae. The record is from RefSeq and is a predicted model, not a curated record.
UAACAUUAAAAUAUCUUGUCAUUGCUUAUCCCUUUCCAUGGGGUCAUGGGGUGUUGCUGCUGGAGCCAAUCCCAGCCUUGUCUCAGGGCGAGGGCAGGGUACUUGGACAAGUCGCCAGCUCAUCACAGGGCCUUACUGAUGAGCACUGUGGGGACCUUUUGAUCACUAGUCGACCGGCUCUGCCCGCUGAGCUACAGCCGCCCCAUUAAAAUAUCUUAUUACAUGAAAUGUUUUAUAACAGUAAGUUAUCACAUUUCAACAAGAAGUGUUUGCUGUUAUAAUGUGAUCAGUUUGUAUCUCAUAAUAUGAAAAUGUCUGUUUAUCAUGUAAAGAGCUGUUAUCAUUUUAAAUAUUCUUGGAACAUUUUACUGUUUUUAUUAUGUUCAAUAAAUUGUAUUUCAAAAUGAAUGAAAAUGUAUCUUGCUGCAUUUUAUUACUCUCUAUCAGUCAUUUUAAUGUCUACAAUAAAUAUUGAUUUCUGAAUGCUCAUAUAAGAGUGACAGAAGUUGUGUGAACAGGUCUGAUAGCAGCUUCAGUCGAGGAAAAAGCAGAAAAUAUCAGUAAACUGGAUUAUAGCUCCCAAACUUUUAUUACAAGCGUCAACAUUUAAACUUUAACAUCCAUCUCACCAGGACGGAUUAAAUCCCUCAUCACUAACAUCUCCUGUGAUAAACACACAGGUCCUGAUGAGGGAAACACUUUGAAAACCAAAAUAUGACAGAAUAUUAUAGUGAUUAUUUAAGGGAGCUGUCUGUCUGAGUGUGUUUAUUUCUCCUCAUUAAUCUGCUGCAUGUUGUUUGUGGAUCUGAUGGAGACACAUAAGAACACAACCACAUGCAUCUGUUAUCACUCAUCUAAACAUAUGAAUAUAUACAGUCAGUGUACUUAAAGGAUGUGAUCCCAUGACAGCAUCCACACACCAGUCACUGAUCCACUAACUGGUUUCAGCUUGGACCAGUCUGAACUGGUUUCACAGACUUGUUUGCUGCUCAAAGCGAUUCUGUUUUGCCUCGUAAAUAACUAUUCUAACAUUACCGUCCAACGUGCUGAAGCGCACAAACCUUAAAAAGAAUCGGAGAGGGAAGAGAAGAAACGGCAGGAUGAAAAAGAGUAAGAGAAGCAGCGAUACCAGGUCGAGGAGGAGGAAAAGUGGGGAGCUCGGUCACUUCCGCACCAUGUGAGCUACCGGGGCUGAAGCUAAUUUGCUCCCGAUUGGACCCCGCAUCCUCCGGGACAGAGCAGCAGCAGCAGCCCGGCACAGCGAGGCUCUGAUCACAGGAGGAAGUGAGAUUGAUCGGUACAGAGCGAGACAGAGGCCUGGAGGAGGCAGCAGCUGCUCGGGGCGUUCAGCGGAGCCUCUCAGCGGCUGAAGGCGCAGACAGUCCCCGACAGAGAGCGCGGACCUGCCGCCAGCAUGACUGCAGACGUGGCGGUGUCUCUGGUGCUGCUCGCGGGGAUCGUCGCGCUGAGCGACGCGACCCGCAGGUUGCUGACCAGGGCCCUCGCGGACACCAGGCUCUCCGUGUACGCGGUGGAGCUCGUGUCCACCUUCCAGCUGUGCUGCUGCACGCACGAGCUCAGGCUGCUGUCCGAGGUGGGCGGGAUCGAGCCUCGACUCGCGCUCACCUUAACGUACCUGGCAGCCGUGAUCCAUGGGCUCACCUUCAGCGGGGCCAUCGGCAACCCCUCCGGUGCGCUGGAGCACGCGUACCACGCGAGGCUUUCGGGCUGGUGCGCCCUGCGGCGGAUCGCGUGCCAGUUCGCUGCGGCCGCCGCCGCGCGAGCCGCUGUACCUGUGAUCUGGGGUUUGGGUUUGUCGGGACUGCACGCGCGCCAUAAGCUCCUCGGUUACCGGUGCGUCAGCCCCAUUCACGCGCCACUGACCAAGGCCGCCGCAGUGGAGCUCGCGUGCGCCUUUGCGGUUCAGACUGCUAUCACGCACACGCGAUCGGUGGAGGAGAAAUACCGCGUGCACGCGGUGGCUGCAGCGAUCGCAACAGUGGUGUACGCAGGUGGCAGUGUGACAGGAGCAGUGUUCAACCCGGCGCUGGCCUUCUCCACACAGUUCCCCUGCAGUGGACACUCCUUCCUGGAGUACUGCCUGGUCUACUGGCUGGGCCCUCUGCUGGGUACGAUGGGCUCAGUGCUGCUGUUUGACAAACUCGUCCCUCUGCUGUGGAGAAAAUCACCGUCUCUCCAGCUCCCCCUGGAGACCAAGAAGAGUGCAUGAGGAGGAGGCAUCACCAGGCGACACAUGUGGAAGUCCUGAGGGACUUUUAAAGGGACAGUUCACCUUAAAAUCAAAAAAGCUAAUUUUUCCUCAUACUUGUGGUGCUAAGUAUCCAUCUAGAUUGUUUUGGUGUGAUGACAGUCGGCCUUCUCUUGGCUUGUUGAGCUCAAACCACCACGAGAAUUAAAUGUUUUGAAUUGGGGUGAACUGUUCCUUUAACCUGCUGCUGAGUCCAGUCAUCAGACGCUGGCAGGAGAAGACAAACGCUGACAUGCACUUUUUAUGUUCAGCCUGACACAAACGGACUGUGAGUUCACCUCAAGAGCACACGUCAGAAGAGAAAACUCAAGACUGUAGUUUAGUUGAUUUUUUUUAGAGCUCAUUAACAGAACAUAAAAAUGUAGUUUUGACUUUACGAGCAGGUUGGUCGAACGCUAAAAAUCAUUCCUUUAACUUCAGUUUACACUCAUCUGAUUUAAAACCUUUAGAAACCUCAACACUCUUUUUUUUUGAGCUGGUAUCACUUUUAUGACUGUGAAAAUAUCAAAUAUCUGUCACUGGAAUAUCAACAGUUGUGUCUUAUUUUGUGUGUGCAUGAUGUUCAGAUUACAGCAUGACAUGAAAUCAUAACUGAUUUUUAAGACACAUUUAACGUUUAUUCAGUUGUUUCUGGGAAUUCGAGCACAGUUACUGUAGCUGCACUAAUUUAAACUGAGCACAGUUUUUGUUUUUGUGUGAUAAAACCAUUUGAUAAGCUAAUUCACUAAUUAAUCAGCUCGCAUUUCUCUUCCAACAACAUUCCAGAGUCGAGCACAGAAUCAGACUUGUACUGUACACAGAUGUAACUGUGACUUCUCAGUGAACUGGACGCAGAUUAAACUGUGUGAUCACCGAUUCUGAAAUAAGA